CUCAGACUAUUCUCUCCCGAGGAGAUAGAUAGAUCAUGAAGAACAACUAGAACUAGUCCUCUCUCCUAGUCUCCUCCUCUACUAGUUGUAUCCAAGAAAUAUAGAUAGGAGAGAAAAGAUUAGGAAGAUAUACCAGAAAUUCAACCCCCUUUUUCCCCUAGUGAGAAGAGAAAUCCAACCAAAAAUAAAUAGAUUUUACCAACAUGGGUAGGCCACCUUGCUGUGAUAAAAUCGGAGUGAAGAAAGGACCAUGGACUCCAGAAGAGGAUAUCAUUUUGGUCUCCUACAUUCAAGAACACGGCCCUGGGAAUUGGAGGGCUGUUCCUACCAAUACUGGUUUGCUAAGAUGCAGUAAGAGCUGCAGGCUUCGAUGGACUAAUUAUCUCCGGCCGGGCAUCAAACGUGGGAACUUCACUGAACAUGAGGAGAAGAUGAUUAUCCACCUCCAAGCCCUUCUUGGCAACAGAUGGGCAGCCAUAGCUUCAUACCUACCUCAGAGAACAGAUAACGACAUCAAAAAUUACUGGAAUACUCAUUUGAAAAAGAAGCUGAAAAAGCUUCAAGGCCAUGAUGAUCACAGCUGCCAAGAUGGCCAUUCAUCGACUUCUCAUGAAUCAAUCUCAAAGGGUCAAUGGGAAAGGAGGCUGCAGACAGAUAUCCACAUGGCCAAACAGGCAUUAUGCGAGGCCUUGUCCCUUGACAAAACUCCUCCAGCCAGCAAUACUAAUAUUCCUGAAUCAAUGGCUCCUUCUUCUUCUGCCCCUGCGGAGACAAAACCAGUUUUAACCCUCAAUCCAUCCUUCACAAAUCCACCUCUGAAACCAUCUGGAUACGCAUCGAGCACCGAAAACAUCGCCCGGUUGCUUCAGAACUGGAUGAAGAAAUCCCCUAAGUCUCUAGCUGUUGUCUCAGAAACCUGCACCGCUCAAAGCUUAAGCUGCUACUCAGACAACAACCCUUCUGUGAUUACAGGGUCGAGCCCCAGCGAAGGGACGGCAAGUGCAAUGACGCCGGAGGGGGGUUUGGAUUCUCUGCUGAGUUUCAACUCCACCACCAACUCUGAUGUUUCCCAGGGGCAGUCAGUUUCUGUGGAAGAAGUUGCAAAUUUCAGACCAGAAAACACAGUUGGAGGACUAUUUCAGGACGAUGAGGACAAGCCGAAUUUGGUCGUUGGUAGUCAUCAGAUGCCUCCUUUGAGCUUUCUGGAGAAAUGGCUGCUGGAUGAUGCAGGCGCAGUACAAGGACAAGAAGGGAUAGAUCUAAUGGAUAUGUCUCUAGGGGAAACUGCUGAUUUGUUCUGAAGAAAACAUAACUUUGUUGGUUUUUCUUGUUUUCUUCAAAACAACUUAGCAGUUUUUCUCUUGGUUUUUCUGUCCUUUUUGGAGAUUUUAGUAGGGCUUGGAGGAGGGAUAUUUCUGAUCUGGAUAUGGUAGAUUUUGCUUUCUAGCUUUUUUGGGCACAAAAAAGGAUGAUGAAUCUCUCUUAUUUGGAAGAGCAAGAAGUGUAAAUUACUAUGUAGUGAAUAUUCUGCAUAUGUAUGAAAUUAGGAAUAAGUCCUCUUAAGAUUUAGUCUUGGUCCCCUUAGAAAACAAAAGUACUGGUCUUUUGUAUUCUGUGCACAAUUUGGAGGAUAUUGUGGAGACAUGAAAUUAGGGUUGGAUUAUCAAAA
Coffea eugenioides is the source of this 1669-nucleotide messenger RNA. Its product is annotated as myb-related protein 306. Lineage: Eukaryota; Viridiplantae; Streptophyta; Magnoliopsida; Gentianales; Rubiaceae. The coding region runs from base 204 to 1301 and encodes 365 amino acids. Gene Ontology annotation, biological process: response to auxin. The transcript is spliced from 3 exons. The record is from RefSeq and is a predicted model, not a curated record.